UAAUCACUACAGAUUUCACCAUGCAGGAAGUAUACAGGUCACAUGACCCAAUGGUUCAGUGCGAAAACAAACACCCAAAGCCUAUUUCCACCUACGUCAUUUCUUCACACACCUCUUAAACAGAGGGGAACAGGCAGGAUGUGCAGCCAGAGAAAAACAUGUCAUCAGAGCCAUAAAAAGGAAAAAUAAAAUGCAUCAUGAGGGGGUCACCCUUAAAUCAGCCAUAGGUUCCUGUGGCCAGGUUCCUGUUUUUUCAGAUUUUCCUCAUCUUUUGAAAUACACCAUUGACAGCAUUAGGGCUGAAAUCCCGGUCCCUGCACUCUGAGUUGAGUAUGUAAUGAGCUGUUUGCAGGAGGUGGCUGGACUUGACACACUAUUGAAUCAAAUGAAAUAAACACGCAAUAUACAAGCCUGAUAUUCUAACACAAAUGUAAACCUUUUGCUCGCUCGCUCUGUUAUAAAAUCAGAGAUUUUUGCAUCUGCUCAGUCAAGGAGCCAUCUUUAAGAGACUUGCUUGUGUAAUGGAAAUAUUAAUUAGAAUGGCAGUUAUUACAGUUUUUACAGGGAUCCCCCUUGUUUUAAUGAGCUUUGUAUCUGCCUUAUUUUCCCCAUCAUAUUUCUCUGGGUCUCAAAAGUAGAGCAGUGUGUUUUUAUAAACCCUCAGGACUUGACCAACGUUGCAUGCUACACUGGCAUCACUUACUGAUCCACCCGAAACAGAACCUUUUUUAAAUAAAAGAAUAAUUGGGUUACAAGUAAUAGAAAAAUUAUCACAUAAAAAGUAUGCAGAUUUAAGACUGAAAUUAGAUCCUUCCAUCCAAAGUGGGUGCAAAAUAACAUCUUUACAGGUCUUAUAAACUUGUACCAAACUCCGUGAUCUUGGAUUUGUAGUAACUGAUUAGCAUGUUGCUAAACAUUUUGUGAAAACACCUUUGGACUCUGCUCCUAAUACUUCAACUGUCUCUUCAAAGCAAACCUGGCCAAACGGAGAUUUCAGGUACUGUAAUUUGUUUUACUGUAUUGGGAAUCAUAAUCUGAUAAUUGUGUACACAUCCACAGAAAUUUACAAAAGUUUAUAAAUUUUGAAAAGAUUGCAGUUAAUAUGAAAUCUCUCAAAAACAGAUGUUUAGACUUUAGAGAAUGCGAGAAUGUUUCAGGAUGGAAACCAGGUACAGUUUGGUUGUGGCUGAAUCUAGGAUAUUUAAUGAGUUUGUAUACCAAAUGAGCAGAGCAAAUUCGGUCAGGAAAUUCUUGCUGCGGACAAGACCCCCUGGCCUUCGUGUGUAAAAUAAGGUUUGUUGUGUUUCACACUGAGUCCUAAGGAUACAUGACAUAGUUUCCACAUUUAAUUAGUUCCUGACAUGAAAACCUUAAUUUAGCAUAUAAAACCAUAUAAUAUAACUUCACUUCCUGAUUUAGGCAGCCUGGUCCCUUAAAUGUAAUCACAUGCACAGCAUGAAGUAGCCUAAUGAGCAAUCUUAAAAUUCCCAUUAUUAUGAUGAUAAGGAUGAUGAUGAUUAUGAUGUUAAUUAUUAUUAUUAUCAUUGGCAUAAAUUGCAGCCAAAAAACAACAGUUGCUAGCUAUCAUGACAACCUACUGCAAACUAAUCUGAUGCUGACAGAAGAAAAGUGAGCUUGGCCAGACUUUUUUUUUGUUUUUUGUUUUUUUAAGUUUUUUUUUUAUGGAAUGCAAAUACUUGUAAUUCUGCUAUAUUUGAGGUUGGCAUAUGGACAAGCAUUCCACUGAUACACAGAUUAUACCGUGUUAUAUAAUGGGGCCCCUUGUUUAAAAUGGAGGGACUUGUUAAAUAUGAAUUAGCUAAUAUCAGUUUGAGGGCAGCCUUAAGGCCACAGCUACCCCUUGUUCCAAUUUAUGUAAACACACAUUUAACAAUGCUGAUAUGUCAAAAAAAUAAGCUAAAAUAAAAAUUUGAAGUCACAUAUUUUCUUAUUGUUUACUGCCAUCUUGUGGUUUUGGGGAAAAGUAACAGAAUAAGGAUUAUGUCUCCAAAAACCCUCAAAAAUAUUGCAUUUUACAUAGUCAUAAUGCAAAGGAUGACAUUUUUUCCCCAUGCAUCCUUAUACUAUCAGUUAUUUCAUUCCUAAUCAAUGGCUGGAAAUAUAUUACAUAUAUAUUACACUUUAAAAACAGAACUGUACUCUUUUGUAACAUGUAUAUUCUCUUAAGCAUUGGACAUUAACCAUUUGAAUAUGGGUUAUGUAUGUGAGUAAUGGAGUAAUGGAGACAAAAAUGCUAAGAAUGGGGAAUUAAAGAGGAAUGUGCCAGAAGAAAGCGGCGAUAUUUGAAGUUGUAAAUGAGUCCAAUGUCCCUGUUUAUCUCUCUUCACAGGUUUGUCUAAUCAUGUAUUUCAAAAUAUGAUGAUAGCAGGGGAAGCCAUCACCCCAGCUCACAGAAAUGGGUUUAGGUGGAAGCUGCCUGUGACUGCUCGCAUGAAGUCAGUUUUGUUUUUUCUUUCUAAUGAUUAAGGUGAGGAUUUUGGUGUCAUUAGCUGGUCCCAUGUCAAUGCUUACAGACAACAUCUACCCUGAGCGCAGAAAUGAUCUAUUUCAGUGGAAUGACACCAUGUUGCACGUGUAUGUUCAGUGUAGGUCAUGUGACGGGGUGCAUAAAGCAUGCUCCUCCCUUCUCCCCUGAAAGAGGCUGCCGUACAUUUUUCACGUGUCAUUAUACCUGUGAGCAGUGAACAUUCUGCGCAUGCAAACACAGGCCCAGCAGAACAGGAAAGAUCACUUUGAAAGGAAGGUGACAGCGCUGAUAUGCAUUACAUAAAAACAAAGACAAAAGGAUCAGUUUACAGACAAGACAAACUAGAAUGGACUCGCAGAGAGGGGAUGAAAAUGGGGAGAAGAUUCCCAGCAGUCAAGCAGAGUCUGUUGUGUAUUUUUCCAACCCCCUGAUGAGUGAUAUUGAAUCUGAUUGGUCACCGUUGCAUGAUGCUGCCUACCAUGGACGGCUUCUCUCUGUAUGCACUCUCAUUGAUCAGGGCACCAGUAUCAAUCUGGUUUCUCUGGACAGAGUGUCUCCUCUCCACGUGGCCUGCCUGCAGGGACACACAGCCUGUGCUAAGCUUCUGAUAGACCGUGGAGCAAAUGUGAACACAACCACUGUAGAUCGGGACACUCCCCUGUCAGACGCCUGUGCCAGGGGCCACCUCUCCUGUGUCAGACUCCUCCUCCAGCAUGGAGCCACACCCCACGGGCCCACAGAUUCCACUUCCCCCAUCCACCAAGCUGCUGCUGAAGGUCAUGUAGAUUGUUUGGAGGCCCUGGUCCAGCAGGGGGCAGGUGUUGACUGCUACUCUGAAUAUUUGGGCACACCCCUUUACACUGCAUGUAUUAAUCAGUGUCUGAGCACGGUGAAGAAACUGCUUCAGUUUGGUGCCAGUGUGAACAGUGGUAAGGGUGGGACCACCCCACUGCACCUGGGGGCCCAGCAGGACUGUCCUGAGCUGGUAAGCUCUCUCCUGGACCAUGGUGCCAAUGGCAAUGCCAGGGACACGGCAGGAAACCGCCCCCUAGACCUUGCUCCACCCAACAGUGCCACAAAGACCCUUCUCAUCCAGAGAGAAGCAGGAGUGACCUGCCUGCUCCAGCUGUGUCGCCUGACUGUGAGAAGAGUGUUGGGAGGAGCGAGACUUUGCAAGAUCAGCUCACUACUUUUACCAUCAGAGCUCAAAGAAUACCUUCUGUAUCAAUCAGACGAACAGGAUUGGCAAGGGAGCCAAGCAGUCAUUUGAAAACGAAGGGAAUUUAAUUGGUGAUUAGCCUACACAACUUGCCAAAUGGUGUUUGUGAAGAAGAGUGAGCUAAUAUUUUCAUUUAACUGACAUGUUAAAAUGGUAGGCUAGUAAUGUUCCCGGUUAGGUUAAAAUGUUGGCUAAAUCUAGCAUUGCGAAUUAUUGCUAUUUUUUUGUUUUGUUUGUUUUUGUGGCAUUCUCCAUUAGCCGGCUGGUGGAGAGAGCAAAGGCACCUGGGUUGCGUUGGCUAAUCAGCCCAGGUGCUUAAAGGUAUGCUGCUCUCCACAGUUCGGGGCCGAGACUGGGAGUUCAUACCGAAAGCGCGUUUAAGAUUUCGUUCCGUUUUAUUUUGGAGCUCUGUUCGAACCAGGAAAUAAAGGGAAAAGAAAGUAAUCCUCAGUUGGGAUGUUGGAGCAUAGGCAUAUAGGCUAUAGGAGCUGGCGCCGGUUGAAAACCGGGCCAGCUACGGGCGGCAAACGGGGAAGUGGUCGCGCUGUUUUAUUUUCUUGUGUUUUUUUUUUUUUUUUGUUUUGUUAUUUUAGCUUGUUGUUGGUGCCACACUGGCGUGUGAGAAGUUGCAAAAAAAAAAAAACACCCUUUCAGAUUUUUGUUAAACGCCUAGUUUUUUGUAAAAUGUUUUCAGAAAAACUUGUAAAGUUGCUUAAUUAAAAUGGUACAGAUA
This is a messenger RNA of Anguilla rostrata (American eel), 4440 nucleotides long. Its product is annotated as ankyrin repeat and SOCS box protein 9-like. Gene Ontology annotation, biological process: positive regulation of protein catabolic process; protein ubiquitination; intracellular signal transduction. Bases 2835 to 3758 code for a protein of 307 amino acids. NCBI's taxonomy places the organism in Eukaryota, Metazoa, Chordata, Actinopteri, Anguilliformes, Anguillidae. Gene Ontology annotation, molecular function: protein binding. The transcript has 7 exons. The record is from RefSeq and is a predicted model, not a curated record.